AUGGGGAGGGGUGGGGAGGGAGGGCGCAGUGGGGAAAGGGGGGUUAAGGCUGGAGGGAGAGGGACCAGGAGCCUCCAGCAAGACUUAAAACAGCCCCAGCAGCCGAGCUGGCUGCCUGGGCCCCGGGAUCCCACUGCCAGUUGGAAGGAGUUUCCAGAAGGAAACCGAGGAAGCAGCUCGUCUCUUAGCAGGACUGGGAAACCUGAAAAGGCGAUCGGCCUGGUCAGCGGCCUGGGAGUGACCGGACUUGGGCCGAGACUGGCUCCUACGGAAGGAAGGAAGUUGGAGCCCGGAGUGAUUCUCUGCCGCGGGCAGGUCCGAGCCCACGCCCCGCCUGGGCACUGGCCCUCCCUGGCAGCCCACCGCCGGCGCUGGCGGCUGGCUGCCCGGGGGUCCCCUGAGUAA
Pipistrellus nathusii (Nathusius's pipistrelle) is the source of this 405-nucleotide messenger RNA. Lineage: Eukaryota; Metazoa; Chordata; Mammalia; Chiroptera; Vespertilionidae. The record is from the annotation of a GenBank genome assembly.